Molecule: messenger RNA, 1551 nt
Organism: Schistosoma margrebowiei
Lineage: Eukaryota; Metazoa; Platyhelminthes; Trematoda; Strigeidida; Schistosomatidae
Source: the annotation of a GenBank genome assembly
AUGGCUACUACUACUACUACUACUACUACUACUACUACUACUACUACUACUACUACUACUACUACUACUACUACUACUACUACUACUACUACUACUACUACUACUACUACUACUACUACUACUACUACUACUACUACUACUACUACUACUACUACUACUACUACUACUACUACUACUACUACUACUACUACUACUACUACUACUACUACUACUACUACUACUACUACUACUACUACUACUACUACUACUACUACUACUACUACUACUACUACUACUACUACUACUACUACUACUACUACUACUACUACUACUACUACUACUACUACUACUACUACUACUACUACUACUACUACUACUACUACUACUACUACUACUACUACUACUACUACUACUACUACUACUACUACUACUACUACUACUACUACUACUACUACUACUACUACUACUACUACUACUACUACUACUACUACUACUACUACUACUACUACUACUACUACUACUACUACUACUACUACUACUACUACUACUACUACUACUACUACUACUACUACUACUACUACUACUACUACUACUACUACUACUACUACUACUACUACUACUACUACUACUACUACUACUACUACUACUACUACUACUACUACUACUACUACUACUACUACUACUACUACUACUACUACUACUACUACUACUACUACUACUACUACUACUACUACUACUACUACUACUACUACUACUACUACUACUACUACUACUACUACUACUACUACUACUACUACUACUACUACUACUACUACUACUACUACUACUACUACUACUACUACUACUACUACUACUACUACUACUACUACUACUACUACUACUACUACUACUACUACUACUACUACUACUACUACUACUACUACUACUACUACUACUACUACUACUACUACUACUACUACUACUACUACUACUACUACUACUACUACUACUACUACUACUACUACUACUACUACUACUACUACUACUACUACUACUACUACUACUACUACUACUACUACUACUACUACUACUACUACUACUACUACUACUACUACUACUACUACUACUACUACUACUACUACUACUACUACUACUACUACUACUACUACUACUACUACUACUACUACUACUACUACUACUACUACUACUACUACUACUACUACUACUACUACUACUACUACUACUACUACUACUACUACUACUACUACUACUACUACUACUACUACUACUACUACUACUACUACUACUACUACUACUACUACUACUACUACUACUACUACUACUACUACUACUACUACUACUACUACUACUACUACUACUACUACUACUACUACUACUACUACUACUACUACUACUACUACUACUACUACUACUACUACUACUACUACUACUACUACUACUACUACUACUACUACUACUACUACUACUACUACUACUACUACUACUACUACUACUACUACUACUACUACUACUACUACUACUACUACUACUACUACUACAAUCAUACAUUUAUUUUUGUUGUAUAAUGAUUGA